Suillus discolor is the source of this 1698-nucleotide messenger RNA. RefSeq lists its product as uncharacterized. NCBI's taxonomy places the organism in Eukaryota, Fungi, Basidiomycota, Agaricomycetes, Boletales, Suillaceae. The record is from RefSeq and is a predicted model, not a curated record. The coding region runs from base 1 to 1698 and encodes 565 amino acids. The transcript has 7 exons.
AUGACACCUGCAGAUGCAGCUAAUGAGGCUCUGAAUGAAACACUAGCGGCUGUGCAAUUGUUAAUGAAGCGGUGCAUGAUGUUGUGGCAAGGUGAUCCAGAGGCCUUGAAACUAUCGGAUGAGAUCGCCAGACGUGUUGCAAAAGACUUGAGGCUUCAUGCAGGGAUUGCCACUUCAUUGUCCCCGCAGCUAUUGUCAUGUGCUGCCAUUGUGCGAGACUGCUCAAAGGGUGGCGUCUUUCAGACUUCGCCGGAUUGGACGUCUGUUACCGACAAGGACCCAAGAAUUAAGUGUCACCUGCAGUUCAAUAAGACGAUAGAUUACCGCUCUUGCAUUGCAGUUAAGAUUCCUGUUCUUGUGGAAACUCCAACAUUAUCAUCUUCUGCAACUUCGGCACCGGUCUCAUUUACAACACCACCUCUCGCAGCUGUAUCUACCCCUGAUCUUCCUCCCGGAGACAUGAACCAUGCGAGAAAACCUGCAGCACUGGCAAUAGAACUGUUGCCAUUCUCUGAUCCUGCUGAGAUACAACCUUUUGUGCCAGGCACGAAUGCGAUGCCAAAGGUCGGCAAUGGUAAGAAGAGACGGGCGGAAGAUGACGACCCGGUAGAGGCCAAAUCGGUCGACAUGUCUAACUCGACUUCCUGGUCACGGAAGUCUGUUCCGAAGAGGGAACAGGUUAACCUGACCCACCAUCUGAUUAUAUUCCUUAAGGUGGUACCAUCACCGCUCAUCACCAAAGAGGAUUUGGCACUGGCAUGUUUGGAUUGCUCGGAAGGAACUGAUGAUAGGGGUUUCUGGGAUGCAGAAACCAGGCCUGUUGAAUGGGGCCAGGACUCUGCUAUCGUGAUGGCAGUGAAGGCCAAGGCUAAGGCCAAAGCAGCAGACAACACCCGCAACACUGUCAGACACUCCAAGUCACGUGCCCCCAAGUCCCGAGUUGUGAUCAAUACUCCGGUCAAUACCAGGUCCCGGAAGACCCUGAUACCACCGGCUCUGUCCUCUUCGGAAGUUGAGCCCGAUGUUAUUGAACGCAGGGACUCUGCUCCGGACGCUAAGCCAAUGUGCAUGGAUGUCUCACCGGUUCCCACAGAGGUUCAACCGACACCUAUGAUGUGCCCACCUGCACCCAUCGAGGCAGAAGCGCCAUGGGCGGUCAAUCCCGUGGAGCCUGAGCCAACUGCAAGGGACAUCCUGCAGAGCAUCCAGGAUCUCGGAAGGCGGCUUGAUCUUCUUGCCACCAAUGAAAGGGUUGAUGAGUUGGAUGCGAGACUCGGUUCGGUGGAAGAUAUCUUUGGGCAGCAAUUGAGUGCACUUGAGCAACAUCUCAAUUCAUCGGAUACAGAAUGGAGAGCAAUGUCAGCUUCCAUUGGCCAUUUAACCAUUGCUAUCCGGGACCAUAAAGAUGAUCUGACUGUGCACCAUUCCCAGAUCAACACUACCGCUUACGCCCCCCCUACUCAUGCAAAUGCACACCUCCCGGCCUGGCUCGCUCACAGUGAUGAAGACCCACACAUCUCAGCCAUUGGCCAACAGUGGACUCAUGCAUGGGAUGCGUCCGUUAUGACAGGUGUUCAAGGGCAUGUCGGAACCUCAGCAUCUGCUGCCCUCAUUGCUGAAACUCUUGAUUCUACAGUCCCGGCAGCAGAUAUAUCGCCUGAACCCUUUAGCGAUCUUUCAACAAUAUCCGAUGAUUAA